AAGAAAAGCUGCCAAAGAGCCCCCUGCAACUGCACAGGUAGGUGAACUAAAUACCAAGGAACGACAAAGAUUACGCCAAAAUACUUUGAAGGCUCAGGUUAGCUCGCUGAAAUGACGUUUGAAGUAGAAAGGAAUCAGGUGCGUGCGGGCUAAUGCUAGCUGUUAGCCAACGUGCGCCGUUCCUAUGAAAUAGCCUCGAGCUCACGUCGUCCUGUCCGUUUGGCUGACGCUAUAGGACUCGAUGGCCGGGAGCUUCCAAGCCAGCAGGAGUUGCAGCGCGCGCUUCUCUCAGGUGCUGGCUGGGCAACUGAUGCGACCCCACGUGGCAACCGCUCCCGAGUCUGUGCUUCUAUUGGUGGCAUCCUCAUCUUCAGUCAGUCCGAAGAGUCAAACGUGCUUCUCGCCGGUGCCCGCGACUUCACCCCCCACCAGACGAGCGAGCGUGUGGACCCGGCUGGGCUGGCGGCGGGUCGGCUUCUGGACUUUCCGGAACAAGUACGGAUGGAGAGCCAGGUGCCGCGCCGCCCUCGCCAAACCAAGAGGGAGUGGAAGGCUGGCUGGACAUCGCUGCCAAAAAGUGGCUCGUGGAGCCCUGGAGUCCUCUGUUUGUUCGAGGGGGCAGAGCAUCAAAGUGCCCACUAAAAGAGAGCUGGACGCGCAGCUGGAUGGCUACAUGGCCAUGUCCAAGAAGCGACUGGAUGCCGACCUAGACGCGUAUAUGGCCAAGUCCAAGAAGCAACUGGACGCCGAUCUGGACGCCUACAUGGCGCUCGCCGGACAGUCACCAACAUGGUGGGAAUGAGCGCUGCGCGCUUUGCCACCUCCAAGCUUUUUUUUUUUUUUUUCAUUUUGCCUAGCGUUCGCAUAGACUUAUUUAGCUUGCGGGCCUGUUAGAUAGGUGAGAGGGACCAACGGGUGCACAAGUUUUACUUUGUGUUCUGGAAAGAAGGCUCGGAGGUUUUUCUUCAUACCCUCAGCUGAACGGUCGCCAACAUCAGCAAGAGCACCAAACUGGGUCCUGCCCCUGAAGCCUUAACAGGUCAAAGGUCACAUGUGUACACACUUCCUCGGCAGAGUUUGACAUUCGGACCUUUGCUCACCUUGUUUCUGGCCUUUGGAGAUGUUGCUGUAACUAGGCACAACAGCGCCAAACAGGCAUUUGUGGCUGUGUUGGUCCCUUACAUUCCAAUCAUGGCUUGAUUGUGAAAACAAGUAGAAAAUUGGUCUCCACACUUUGUGGCAGUCAGUGAUGACAACAAAUGAAUCUCGAUCUCAAAAUAACUUUGUGUAAAGCUUUUUAGUGGGUUUGUGUGUGUGACCUGUUCUUUGAUUUAAGAAUCGUUUGGUG
This is a messenger RNA of Syngnathus acus (greater pipefish), 1348 nucleotides long. RefSeq lists its product as uncharacterized. NCBI's taxonomy places the organism in Eukaryota, Metazoa, Chordata, Actinopteri, Syngnathiformes, Syngnathidae. The coding region runs from base 242 to 802 and encodes 186 amino acids. The transcript is spliced from 4 exons. The record is from RefSeq and is a predicted model, not a curated record.